UUCAAUAUCAAUGUUAUAGUUGCAUGCCUUUGGAUACCAUGACCUUGAAACUUUCCUUUGUCUUAAAUCUGAAAAGAUAAUUUCUUUCAGGGAGAAAAAAGGCAGGUUAAACCUCUUUGUAACAGAUAUCCAUCGGUCAAAUGCAAAAUGGAUUUGAGAUCCUCCAAUACAUCAAAAAGUAAUUUAAGUUGGACGUCAUGUCUAAGAUUAUUGUCUAAUUCAACUACCAGUCGUUGUUUUCCCAGUCUUUCCUCAAGUCCAUUCCAAUCAAUUGGCAAGAAUGUUAACAGAAAUUGACAAUUUGGCAAGCAAAGCUAGUGUUGAAAUUCUAUUUCUCUUCUAAAAUAUUUUGAUUAGUUAUUUGGGGGUAAAAAUACCAAUUAACAAUUGGAAAUAAGAAGACUUGAUGGAGGUAUAAUGCAUUUAGAUGUGUUUGUAGUGUAUUGAUUCCGAAUCUUUGCAGUGGAUGGAGGUGGUGUUAGAGCUAAAAGAUGCGGACGAUUGGAUUUAUAGAGGGGAAGGAGCUGCCAAUCUUGUUCUUGCUUACUCCGGAUCCUCUCCUACGUUUGUUGGAAAGGUACUACGCAUACAAAAGGCUCCUAGGAUUGAAUCUCCCCGAAACGGAUAUGAUAGUGAGGAUAGUCAUUCAGCUCUGACGAAUGAUGAGUGCCUUCUGUGGAGAGAAACUGAAGACCUUGUAUCCGCACCAACCAGGGAAAUAGCAGAGCAACUGUAUGUACAGCAUGUUAUCAGUCCACUGUUAGGUUAUGACCAUGUUGAUGCUGGGAAUCGUGUCUUUUUGUCCAAGGAAUUUCUCAAGGCGGUUGAAAAGAAUAUCCUUUCCCAGCGUCCUUCUCAGCGAGUUGAUGCAGCCAUGGUCAACGCUCAAUGUGAUUUUGCGCUUCUUAUGUCUGAUCAUUCAGUUUUUCCGUAUGGUAAUCUCAAAGGGAAAUUCUGCAUAUCUGUUGAGAUAAAGGUGCUUUCCCUCGAUCACGUUGUGCCAAAAUGUGGAUUUCUUCCAGUUUCAAGAUUUAUAUCGGAGGAAAAUGACAUAAAAAAGAGUAUAACUCGUUUUGAAAUGCACCAGUCAAUAAAAUUGCAUCAAAGAGAGAUAUCAGAAAUAAGCGAAUACAAUCCACUGGAUUUGUUCUCUGGAUCCAAGGACAGAAUGCAUAAAGCAAUCAAGGCUCUGUUUGUUACCCCUCAGAACAAUUUUCGUGUUUUCUUGAAUGGUUCUCUCAUACUUGGGGGCUUGGGUGGUGGGGCAGACAGUACUAGUUGUAUGAUUGGUGAAGCAUUUGAGAAUGUACUCAAUGGGGUAAUUCAGGCAGACGUUGGCCAACGAACAUCGAAUUUCUUGCAUCUUGUUACUGAAGCUAUUUCCGGAUCAGGGUUACUGGAUCAGCUUCUUGAAGUCCAGAAGCUUGAUAACAUUGACAUAGAAGGGGCAAUUCAUGCAUAUUACAAUUUAGUUUGUCAGCCUUGCAUUGCGUGUAGAGAUCUGGGUGGUGAAAAACUGUCAGCUAGAUAUGCAAAUUUGCACUCAAUGUCUUCGGACGAGAGCUUGAAGAUUGUGAGGGACUAUUUGAUAGCUGCAACUGCGAAGGACUUGAGCUUGAUGAUCAGUUUUAGAACCAGGGAAGAUCGGGAUGUGGAAUCUCCAUAUAAUGGUGUAUUUCUAGACUCAACCAACCAAAGGUUUGAAUACAAGGAAUCUUUUAUUGAUCUGGAUAUGAAACCUUUGAAGAAGAUGGAACUUUACUAUGAACGGGACCAGCAGAUAGUCAACUGCUACUCUCAGAUGUAGAAAAGAGAGGAUGAAGCAGAAAAGGCUGCAAGCUUUGGGGGUUAAGGAAUUGCAUGUGGAGAUCAAUCCAACCCUGUGAAGAUGCUUCUCAUGCUAGAGACCCUUCUGGUAAUACAUAGUAGUGACCAUCUUUAUGCAAAAACCAUCUGGAUGCCACAGAAUGUCAGGCGUCAAAGAGAAAACUCCUGCUAUACAUCUCCCCUUUUUGGUCCGAAGCGACCAUGAAUUAAAUGGUUCCAAGUCAUUGGGCUUAAUACGGCUAUUUGUUCUGUCAGAUCACGCCAUGAAGUUGGUUUUUCAUUACAUGUGGUCUUCUCAACUGGUUUAGUAAUGAUUUCCUAGUUCCACUGCCAAAAUGGAAUGGCAUUUACUGUUUGUGUUGGCUAAGGGAAGAAGGCAGUGGAUAUACAUUGCGGUUGGUGGCAUGAGGGAUCUGUCGGUGGUUCCAGUACUAGCAAGGGCUACAUGUUAAAACCCAAUGGGGUUCAACUGUAAUUGCACCUCAGUAAAUUUCAUCCCUUAUCUACUGUGGAAAUUCCUGGAAACCGAAAUGCUGCUUGAUUACUUGAGUUUUUAUCAGCAAUGAUAGCCCUCUUCCAGAUGGAGAAAGAAUGCUUCCAAUGAGGUCCAUCAUUUUGACAUUGCCUUAAAUCUCGGAAAAGGAUUUAUUUGUCAAUAUGAGUUUGAUUCUUUUCUGCAAGUUAUUAAGAAAACUACCCGCACAACCCCUACUCAAGAGUCAUUUUACAACUUAAAUUCAGUGAACUUGAUCAAUCCACUGAUUCAUUGGAUGAACCCAAUUUCCUUCAGAUUUGUCUUGAAUAAUCUGUAGCGAAGAAUCAGUAUCGAAAUUUCAGAGAGAGGGGACGGGUUAGAGAGAGGUCAGAGCUUCUGUCUCUAGAGAGUAGCAGCUGCCUCCCCCCUUCUUGCUUCCCUUCCCAGUCGGCUCUCUCUCUCUCUCCCCUCCAUGUUGUGCGGUGGUUGAGGCUCUCGUCCGCAGGAGAGAAGUUCUCUGGCCUUUGAAUCCAAUCAGCCAAGGGGACGGAUCUGUUGGUUCUCCAGGAGCGGUGGCAGCACCAGGCAACAGUGACUGCGGAGCGUGCAGGUAGAAAGCCAGCUAUAGUAAGAGGCUCUUCAAUCCAACAACUUGUUAGGAGUAGGUUUUGGCUUGCCCCUUUCUAUGUUAUUAGUAAGAUAGGUUUGGAACCCUUUCCCUUUUUUAUAAUAAUGAAAAUAAUAAGGUUAGCUUCCAAAGCUCCUUUCUUCAGCUGGUGCGCAAGAGCGCACUUUCGCUUUCCCCUUAACAAGGGAGUGUAAUGAAUGGGGAUCUCCCGCUUGCAGUCUUAUCUUCCUAUCACUUCACUUCGUUUGAAAAGAUGAUCUCAUCGGACCUCACUUCGCCGGGCGAAGGGGAAAGAAGGGAUGGGUGGUCCAGGAACAACAACGGGAGAGGGCUCGUAGCCCACCCACCCCCCACCCCUUCCCUCUACCCCACGCAGGACAAAAGGGACGGUGAGCUCCAGCGAUGAUAUGAUUCCUCCAACUUCCUCUAGCCACAUUCAUGAGCUGAUAUGUGGUCUCCAACAUCACAACUGUUAUACGGCUUUUAUUUUGUUGUUUAUGCCUUUUGUUUUCUUUUGUUUUUUUUUUUUUUGACCUUCCGGGUCCUUUGUUGUAUUUGAUGUUUCUUAGGCCUAUGGACCGUGCAAUUUGUAUAUAAUUUUAUCAAUAUAAGUUGUGUUUUCUCUAA
Molecule: messenger RNA, 3557 nt
Organism: Rhododendron vialii
Lineage: Eukaryota; Viridiplantae; Streptophyta; Magnoliopsida; Ericales; Ericaceae
Product: inositol-pentakisphosphate 2-kinase-like
Exons: 9
Coding region: 467-1807 (446 amino acids)
Biological process (GO): inositol phosphate biosynthetic process
Cellular component (GO): nucleus
Molecular function (GO): ATP binding; inositol-1,3,4,5,6-pentakisphosphate 2-kinase activity
Source: RefSeq, a predicted model, not a curated record